AUGGACGACGAUGGUUUGGUGCUCUACGCGGUCUUCGAAGAAGACGAGGCUGAGCUCCGUGCAGCCCAUGCUGAAGGCGUGGCGCUGCAGGCUGCGGAUGCCAGAGGUUGGACCCCGGUGCUUCACGCCGCCUUCGCCGGCAAAGUCCAGUCCCUGAGGAUUUUGAUAGAGCUUUUGGGCCUGGCAGCUCUGGACGCCCGCACCCCCGAUGGGAGCUCAGCGAUUCACUUGGCUGCCACUGAGGGUCACACGGAAUGCUUAGAGGCGUUGGCAGCUUCGGGGGCGGAUCUGAAAGCAGCCGACUCCAGCGGCUGGACGGCAGCGCACGCUGCAGCGGCAGCCGGCCAGAUUCGAUCCUUUAAGGUUUUGAGUGGCCUUGGCCUCGACUUGAGCUGCCAGACCCUGGAGGGCUGGACCCCGGCGCAUUGCGCGGCGAUGAGUGGAGCAUCCGCGUCCAUGCAGAAGCUCUGGGAUCUGGGGGCCAAGCUGGACGAAGUGGACCUGGAGGGGGAGACGCCUGCACAUAAAGCAGCUGCAGCUGGACAUGAGGAGUGCUUGCGCGAGCUUCACCAACUCGGUGUUCCGGUCAAUGCUCUUGACCAGAAUGGCCGCACUCCAGCACACUUUGCCGCUGCGGAGGGGGAGCUUGCCUGCCUGAGAUGCCUUCAUGAGCUGGGUGUCAGGCUAGACGCAGAAGAUGCCAUGGGCGAGUCCCCAUUGGAUAAGGCAGACAUAGAAGAGCAAGCGGAAUGUGUGCAGUUUCUACAAGAUCUUCUGAAUCUAGAGCGCGUCCCGAACUGA
Molecule: messenger RNA, 801 nt
Organism: Symbiodinium sp. CCMP2456
Lineage: Eukaryota; Dinophyceae; Suessiales; Symbiodiniaceae
Source: the annotation of a GenBank genome assembly